Messenger RNA from Anopheles arabiensis, 3192 nucleotides. RefSeq lists its product as uncharacterized. NCBI's taxonomy places the organism in Eukaryota, Metazoa, Arthropoda, Insecta, Diptera, Culicidae. Bases 1 to 1146 code for a protein of 381 amino acids. The record is from RefSeq and is a predicted model, not a curated record. The transcript is spliced from 2 exons.
AUGAACUACGAGACGCAAGAGCAGAACCACCGGCUGCAGAAGGAAAAGACGGAGCAGCUCAACUAUCUCACCAGCCAGCUGCUGCUGCUCGAGUCGCGCAUCAUGCGCAAGCAGAAGCAGGUCUCGAACGUGAUCUACCAGCGCGAGCUGACGAUCUACCGGCAGCAGCGGAUCAUCGAAACGCUCUCCAGCCGGCUGAUCGAUCACGGCAUCAUGGACGUCGGCAUGGACGCACCGAUGCACGCGGGCGGCAGCGGCAACAGUAACGACUUUGACUCGCUCAACGAUUCCGACUCGGCCGUCGUGCUCGAGGACGUCGACUCGGACUGCAACAGCUCGAUCUACUUCGGCGGCGGCGGCGGCAGCAGCAUCAGUGGCGGCGGCAGCCUCAAGUCACGCUCCUGCAAGAUGACGAACGACGUCACGAUCGUGCGGUCCAUCUCGGACGCGAUCGAGACGAACCUGAAGUACAACAAUACCCGCCGGUCUAACUGCUUCCUGCGGCGGCCCGAAAUCCUCGAAACCGUGUACAGCGUGGAGGAGGACCCGGAGCCACAGAAUGCGGCGGCCGGUGCGAAUGGGACGGCGGGAAGCGGCCCCGGCAGUGGAUCCACGACCGGGCCCACCUCACCGAAACCGGAUGCGGUCAGCGAGAAGCGGGACAAGUUUAAAAAUCGCACCGAAAAAUGCAUCUCCACCGUUCAGCCGGCCGGGGAAGGGAGCGGCGCACGGCAGGAAGGCACACCGGUCAUCAUUACCAGCAGCAGCAGCUGCGACGUGGAGCCGUCGGACCAGUGCGAAAUGACGCCGGUGGCGCAGGGCGGCGGCUGCAAGGUGCAGGGCGCGGUGACGAACUUCAAUCGCGUAAUGUCCAACCACCGGUCGGUGACGAAACCGAAGGACGUGAAGUACAAGCGCAUCAACAAGGCCAAAUCGAAGAGUCUGGAGGAGCUGCGCGGGCGGCUAAAGCACUGGGUCGAGCGGGGCACCUGCAACGUGAACCUAACGCUCGACCCGGCCGGCGGGGGGGCCACCGGCGCCGCUCAUCUAACGGGGCAUCUGUCCGAGCACUGUGGGGCGGUGGGCACGCUGCAGCAGAGCGUGCAGCCGCCCCAGCAACCGAACCUGGCGCAAAGCUAUGCGUGACCGGAAGCGAGAGUGCCCGCGCGUGCUCGGGGCAGCAUUUAAUGUGGGGUAUGUGGGUCGGCGGCAACACUCGCUUUCAGCAGCUUAUUUAUUGCGGUUUGGCUUAGUGUUUAUGUGUGCGGCAGGAUGAAGCAGAGUAUGGGAAGGAAUUGAAAUGAUCGUGAAGAUGGUGGGGACCCUACCACGGUCACCUCACACACACACACACUGACUGAGUCAGGUUACCUAAGAGGAGAUAAAGAGCUGGAAAGCAUUGAAGCAUAGUAGAUAAGCUUAACGUAUAGUGGCGAUGUGCAGCCAACACAGCACCGGCGGCUGUGUGAAGCGCAGGCGUACCACACACUCUACUCUCAGAAGGCCAACCGAUUGAUUUGUACUUGGCGUAGAAGGAAUUACAGUGAGCAAACAGUAUAGACAUAGAUAUACAAGCCCAAUAUCUCUCCCACAGGCACUGAAAUUUCGAAAACUUAUCGUGUAAGUUAAGCGAUAUGAAUGCACUAGGCAGGAAAGCCCUCUUUUGACAGAUAAGCAGGAGAGGAGAUAGAUAAGAUGAAGCGUACAAUUUGUACAACUAGUAACAGAAUCAAUUCAUUGUCACACACACACCCAUGAAUUGUACUACCUAUAGUGUAGCCACGUAAGCACUCGGAGGUAUCACCACCGUACGAGAUCCGCGGGAGUCGAACUAGAAUCGAAUUCCUUCAAAGCUACAGGCACAGAGCCCAUCUGAGGCAUUUUAAGCGUGUUAUUGGUGAUCUUUCCUUCCAAAGUCAAGAAGAUUUAUUUAUAUACAUGUACAUAGAUAUAUACACCCUGGAGGAGUACUUAUCCCCCACUAGAAAGGGGUCUUUGCUUGGAUGAACUCUUUUGCAUAAAAUACCACUCUACGAACCGUGUAGUAAUGCAUCGUCGUAUUUGGAGGGUUUCGAGAAUGUUCCUUUAAAAAGUAAGACAAGAAUCGGAAAAUAAUUCGUUUCUUUAGCGCACGACUGCAAGUGAGUAUUGCGUGAGUGCUUUCGCUGUUGCGAGCACCUAUUUAACGAUCUGUACUAUAAUGGUUUCCACUCACCGAGCUUUCAAGUAACCAUGGUCACCACAUACUACCCUAUUGCGGAGAAGACGUACUACGGCAUUUUCCGUAUCUUUGGUGUAGUUGCAACCUGUCACUGGUUUCAAAUGUACCUUCUUUCUUUUGGAAUGUGCGUUAAACGUUGCACUUUUUAGUAUUAUAAUAGGUAUUUCGUUUUGUUACAAAAUCGGAACAAACCUCUAAUCGAAUUUCGUUUUCCGCCUUAAAGCAUUCUACAUCCCCUCUCCUUCUAACGCGUAGUACGUAAGGCCAUGUACAUACAACCAAUCGAAUCGUUUACUUACCGGUAAAGAUCGAUUGCAAUGGUUAAAAUCAAAGUCCGCGAUCCUCAGCAGCGAGGAAAAGAUUAUGAACAAUUAAUUGUAAGCAUUUCGUGUGCGACGAGCAUAUUGUAAGGGCCAGAUCGAAGAGGUUCUUCUUUCACUCACACGAACACACACCCACACAAACAGGUAGAUGUGAAUAACAGCUCUACCGUGAGUGUAAUUGUUCGGGUGGAGGAGGCACGUUCAAUGCGAUAGCCAAAUUAAAAUAAAAGUAAAUUAGUAAAAACACAAACCCUUACUCAGAAAUAGUGAGUAAUACGUACAUAUGCACUGAUGCAUUCAUGCUAACAUUUAAUUGCACGAUAAGUGAAGGGUUUUUGUCGAUGGGGAAGCACAUAGAAGUCCGCUAGCUUUUGGAGAGUGGUAGCAGGUUCGAUUAGGUAGGAAGAAAAAAGAGGAAUGUCUCGUACGACAAUUACAAAAGAAACAGAAGAAAAGAAACAUCUUUUACGGUAGAUACGUCUGAAAAAUAUGAGUUAAAUUUAGGAAAUCCACCGAUCGAAUGCAGCACUGGUGAGGUAAAGUUGUACAAACUCUAAUCAUGUUCGAUGGAUUCGCAACACCUAUGUAAUGUAAGCGUGGAAAAUAAAUCAUUGCUUGAAAUAUAAAAGUGCGAUUCAUAGUUUUCAA